GAUCAGCAGGUUGUAUUCGUAUUGUCGUCUGCAAUGUAUAUAUAAGUAGUGGAAAUUAUUUAAAAACACAUUUAGUUUUUGUUAGAUGCUAUUAUUGAAUAGUGUGUUUCUAGUUCCAAAUUUUGUACGUGUAACCUCAAGAACAGUUUCCAGAAUGACACUAGAAUCCCUAGAUAAGGUCCCCAAUGUUGAGAUAGACCCUAGUGGAGUAUUUAAAUACAUUCUAAUAAGGGUUUACGCAAAGCAAACCCCAGAUGGGAAUGAACCAUCCAAAAUGAUAGUUCGAGGCAACAUACGUGGACCUUAUCAUGCUGACAUCUAUGACGAGGCGCGGAGUAAGAUAGAGCCACUGGGGUUUGAUACUGAGUGUGUGGGAGGCGGCCGUAUUGAACACAACUCGGACAAAAAGAAUAUCUUUGUUUACGGAUACUCACAGGGUUUUGGCAAAGCUGAUCACCAAAUCACUGUAGACCUGCUCAAGCCAGCCUAUCCAGAUUAUAAUAUAACGUUCUCCAACGAAGGAUACUAAGCUUCGCACAAUCUCAUGUUUAUAACUUGGACUUUCAAUUAAUAGCUUUUACUAUUUAUCUCUGCCUGGACUGUUAUUAUAGACAUUAAAUGUUUUUCUAUUGAUUGAAAA
Messenger RNA from Macrosteles quadrilineatus (aster leafhopper), 640 nucleotides. RefSeq names its product 14 kDa phosphohistidine phosphatase-like. Gene Ontology annotation, biological process: peptidyl-histidine dephosphorylation. Gene Ontology annotation, cellular component: cytosol. The record is from RefSeq and is a predicted model, not a curated record. NCBI's taxonomy places the organism in Eukaryota, Metazoa, Arthropoda, Insecta, Hemiptera, Cicadellidae. The transcript is spliced from 4 exons. Bases 86 to 529 code for a protein of 147 amino acids. Gene Ontology annotation, molecular function: protein histidine phosphatase activity.